Molecule: messenger RNA, 510 nt
Organism: Penicillium canescens
Lineage: Eukaryota; Fungi; Ascomycota; Eurotiomycetes; Eurotiales; Aspergillaceae
Exons: 2
Coding region: 1-510 (169 amino acids)
Molecular function (GO): iron ion binding; oxidoreductase activity, acting on single donors with incorporation of molecular oxygen, incorporation of two atoms of oxygen
Source: RefSeq, a predicted model, not a curated record
AUGAUGCCUGUGAAGGGCAGGAGGGCAUCAAUUUCUACCUCGAUCUCGGCAAAAUCGACGUCGAGACCAGCCAGCCUCUCUAUCUGGUCCUGUAAUGCCACAGGUACAUACUCCGGUUACGUUGGAACCGACCCAGACGCCGUAUCCGCCUACGACGACAGGACCAUGAGAUCAGACGGCACAACCGACGACGAGACCUUCCUGCGCGGAAUCUCUAAGACAAACGAAGCGGACAUCGGUGAAUUCCGCACCAUCUUCGCCGGCUACUAUUCCUCCCGCAUGACCCAUAUCCACGCCACGGUCCAGACCAACUUGACAAACGAUGAUGGCAGCUACUCCGAUGCAGCUACCAAGCAUGUUGGACAACUUUUCUUUCCUAGGGAGUUAAUUAACUCUGUUUAUCAGUUGGCGCCUUACUAUGCUCAACUUACUUUCAACCUCUCGACCGUACCCUCAACGAUGAGGAUUCGGUUUGCCCUAUUGCUAAUGACGAUGGGUACCAUGCUAUGA